GCCGGCACCGAGUCCUACUUCUCGUUGCUGCGCUUCCUGCUGCUUCUCAACGUGCUGGCCUCGGUGCUGACGGCCUGCAUGGUUCUGCUGCCCACCUGGUUGGAGGGGACUCCCCCGGGUCCCCCUGCCCCGAACGCCUCCUCGCCCUGCGGCUCCUACAAUCCCGGCUCCCACGGCCUGGUCACCUUCGCCACCGAGCUCUUCAACUUGCUCUCCGGAGAGGGUUUUCUAGAAUGGUCUCCUCUCUUCUACGGGUUCUACCCGCCCCGCCCACACCUGACCAUCACCUACCUAUGUGCCGCCUUUGCCAUUGGCCUCCUCUACCUGCUGCUCAUCCUUCACCGGUCAGUGACAGCCCUGCACCCAGAGCCCCUGGACCGUGGCGGGGAGGAGCGCCCUCCCCCAUAGGCCUGAGUCUCGCUCCAGGGUCCCUUUCUCUCUGCUUGAAUUGCAGUAAGAUUUUAAAAUGCUUCAUGACUGGCUCCAGGCCAAGGAUAAAGAUGGGAGAUGUCUUCCUCCUGCGACUUAGUCUAGUGGGGAGGGUAAGA
Messenger RNA from Odocoileus virginianus texanus, 548 nucleotides. The record is from RefSeq and is a predicted model, not a curated record. NCBI's taxonomy places the organism in Eukaryota, Metazoa, Chordata, Mammalia, Artiodactyla, Cervidae.